Molecule: messenger RNA, 2496 nt
Organism: Heterocephalus glaber (naked mole-rat)
Lineage: Eukaryota; Metazoa; Chordata; Mammalia; Rodentia; Bathyergidae
Gene: Fscn1
Product: fascin actin-bundling protein 1
Biological process (GO): actin filament bundle assembly; establishment or maintenance of cell polarity; cell migration
Cellular component (GO): cell projection membrane; microvillus; filopodium
Molecular function (GO): actin filament binding; protein-macromolecule adaptor activity
Source: RefSeq, a predicted model, not a curated record
CGGGCCGGCUUUGUGGAGCGCUGCGGAGGGAGCGCGCGCGGCCUGGCCCGUGGAACAAAGGAGCAGGGCGGCGCCACGGGGGACCGCCACCCACCUCCCGGCCGCCACCAUGACCGCCAACGGCACGACCGAGGCGGUGCAGAUCCAGUUCGGCCUCAUCAACUGCGGCAACAAGUACCUGACGGCCGAGGCGUUCGGGUUCAAGGUGAACGCGUCGGCCAGCAGCCUGAAGAAGAAGCAGAUCUGGACGCUGGAGCAGCCCCCUGACGAGGCGGGCAGCGCGGCCGUGUGCCUCCGCAGCCACCUGGGCCGCUACCUGGCGGCCGAUAAGGAUGGCAACGUGACCUGCGAGCGCGAGGUGCCCGGCUCCGACUGCCGCUUCCUCAUCGUGGCGCACGACGACGGUCGCUGGUCGCUGCAGUCCGAGGCGCACCGGCGCUACUUUGGCGGCACCGAGGACCGCCUGUCGUGCUUCGCGCAGACCGUGUCGCCGGCCGAGAAGUGGAGCGUGCACAUCGCCAUGCACCCGCAGGUCAACAUCUACAGCCUGACCCGCAAGCGCUACGCGCACCUGAGCGCGCGGCCGGCCGACGAGAUUGCGGUGGACCGCGACGUGCCCUGGGGCGUCGACUCGCUCAUCACGCUGGCCUUCCAGGACCAGCGCUACAGCGUGCAGACCUCCGACCACCGCUUCCUGCGCCACGACGGCCGCCUGGUGGCCCGCCCCGAGCCCGCCACCGGCUACACGCUGGAGUUCCGCUCCGGCAAGGUGGCCUUCCGCGACUGCGAGGGCCGCUACCUGGCGCCAUCCGGGCCCAGCGGCACGCUCAAGGCGGGCAAGGCCACCAAGGUGGGCAAGGACGAGCUCUUUGCCCUGGAGCAGAGCUGCGCCCAGGUCGUGCUGCAGGCGGCCAACGAGAGGAACGUGUCCACGCGCCAGGGUAUGGACCUGUCGGCCAACCAGGAUGAGGAGACCGACCAGGAGACCUUCCAGCUGGAGAUCGACCGCGACACCAGGAAGUGCGCCUUCCGCACCCACACGGGCAAGUAUUGGACACUGACAGCCACCGGGGGUGUGCAGUCCACCGCAUCCACCAAGAACGCCAGCUGCUACUUUGACAUCGAGUGGCGUGACCGGCGCAUCACACUGCGAGCAUCCAAUGGCAAGUUCGUGACCGCCAAGAAGAACGGGCAGCUGGCCGCCUCGGUGGAGACCACAGGGGAUGCCGAGCUCUUCCUUAUGAAGCUGAUCAACCGCCCCAUCAUCGUGUUCCGCGGCGAGCACGGAUUCAUCGGCUGCCGCAAGGUCACGGGCACCCUGGAUGCCAACCGCUCCAGCUACGAUGUCUUCCAGCUGGAGUUCAGCGACGGCGCCUACAAUAUUAAAGACUCCACGGGCAAGUACUGGAUGGUGGGGAACGACUCCUCCGUCACCAGCAGCAGCGACACCCCGGUGGACUUCUUCUUUGAGUUCUGUGACUACAACAAGGUGGCCAUCAAGGUGGGCGGGCGCUACCUGAAAGGGGACCACGCCGGUGUCCUGAAGGCCUGCGCAGAGACCAUCGACCCCACCUCGCUCUGGGAGUAUUAGGUCCCCGCCCCGGCGGCCGCUGUCCCCUCCACUAACCCUCCUCCUCCUCGGCGGCCAGGUGGCAGCCCCUUGCCUUUCAAACUGGAAACCCCAGAGAAAUUGGCGCCCCCACCUGUGGGCCCCUGGAUGCCCCCACUCCCCGUGGGUCUGCCCUUCCUUGGGGGGAUGUCAGGUCCCUCUUUUCUGCCAUGGGGUGAGGCUGGCACCUCUUUCUUCUGACCUCAGACGACUCUGAGCCUUAUUUUCCUGGAAGUGGCCAGGAGAGGGUGGCCCAGCCCUACCUGGGGGGUAGGGCACAUAACUGGAAUCUCCUGUCUCCACCAUGCGUGCUUUUUGGGGCCACAGCCCCUCUCCUACUCUGCUGGGGCCUGCUGGGCUCCCUGGCUUGAAGCCAGUGGGUCUGUGCCCUGUGCAUUCCGGCGGGGGUAGGGGACACCCCGAGCCUGUCUUCUUUCACCCUGGCCUGACUGGAAGCGGAAAACGACCAAAUCAGUAUAUAUUUUUUUUUAAUGAAGUGUUACUGUUGGAGGCACCCCAGCAAGCCUGGUUGUACUUGUGAGUGGUCUUGGGGGGUCUUGACACCUGUGCCCACCUCCCCAGCUGGCCCCCUCCUGUUCUCCCAUCACCCCCAGCCCUGGACCCUCCUGCCUCAGCCCCAGCCCUGCUGGGAUUGGUGCUCCUGGGCAGAAUGGAGCCUGUGUCCCACCCACCAGCUGGGUACCCUGGGGUCUCCAUUGGCCUCCUGGCUGCCAGCCCCCCACCAGCCCCCUGCCACCGUCCAUCUCACUCUGGGUGUCUUGGUCUUUUAUUUUUUGUAAGUGUCAUUUGUAUAACUCUCAGCGCCCAUGAUAGUAGCUUCAAACUGGAAAGAGCAAAAUAAAAUAACUCUCGAGUAUGCAGCCCUG